AUGUUCCUGCCGCCUGCGAGAGGAGAAAAGGCUUCAGGGCUGCGAGAACAUCUGUACGAACUGAUGAAGGACAGGAGCCGAGCUGGAGGUAGAAUGAGCACCAGGACCACAGUGAUGUCGGACAGAGCCUCUCUCAGGGACCUCGGGACCCCCGCUGGGGGGAAAGACAAAAAUUCGGACCGAAGCUGGAGGAGAGGGCAGCCUCCUUGGAGGGGCGCGCGGCGUGGCCUCCUUUGUAAGAGGUCACCACAGAAUUCCUGCCUCCAGAAGCCAGAGAUGAAGCUACAGGUGAAGGAUGUGGCCCCUCGGUGUCGGGUUCGCUUUGCUAAGUGCCAGCUCCUGGCCACCUGCUUCUUUGCCCUGCUGCUGAGCCUCUCCAUGGGCAUGCUGACCAUCCUCACCCGAUUCGGGGACCGUUUUGUCAUCCUCCACACCAUCUCCCCAGGGAACAAUCCCUAUGGACUCAUGUAUCGAUGGGCUUUCUCCCUGGGCAUCUUCCUGACCUUCAUGCUGGCCCUAGGGGUCCUACUGAGUACCGUGGCCGUGGUGCGGGAAGCCAAGGGCAUCAUGGCUGGGGGCUUCCUUUCCUUCACCCUGGUGUUCUUUGUGGCAGUGCAAGUGACCUUCUGGAGAUACUGGGAGCCCUCCAAGGUAGAGAACACCGUGCUUGACACCUAUGACCUGGCUUAUGAACAGGCGAUGAGGAACGCCUCCGAUGUCUGGAGGCAGAAGCUGGUGGCCAUCCAUGACACGUUUGGCUGCUGUGGAAAGAGCUCACCUCUCAGCUGGCUUGGACAGGAGGAGAAGGACUUGUGUGGGGCAGACCAGCAGAGAGAGGGAUGCCUCCAGGAGAUCAGAAGCUUUGUGAGGGAGUACCUAAGAUUCGUCAGCCUCCUGCUCGGCAUUACCCUGGCCUUUGUGGUUUAUGGAAUGUUUCUCACCUCCUUCCUCUGGCUGACCAUCCAUCACGGCAGGAACCUGGCCCGAAGGGGCCAGUACACCCUGACCCCCCAGUAGGGUCUGAUGUUGGGGGGGUCUUCUUUCCUUCCUUCAGCUCCCCGGGAGCCUGCCUGAGGAUGGCAGCAGCCGGCCCUUGCAGGGGCAGCCCCCCAGGAGGCUGCUGGGAGUGGGAGUCAGCCACCAUGCCCUCCCCAGGUGACCCAGGACGGCCUCUCUUCUAGGACCCCCAGCUUCCUCAUCUGUCAGGAACAGUGACCCCUCCACUCUACCUCUGAGGACUUUUAGGAGAAAAGUGUUGGGAAGCUGAACAGUCACUAUUGGGGCCCAGCCCCUCUGCCCUCCUCUGUCCCCCUCCUCUCCCUCACCCUGAGUUCCCGACAAUCCAGCGACCACCCUCAGUGCCCUAGAGCAGGGAGUCUUCACUUGGGAUUCCUGGGCCCCUGGAGGGGCCUUGUAACUUGUCACCUUCUGACAACUGUACUUCAAUAGAAAUCAUUUCCUUUGUGAUUUUAUGCAUUAUUAUUGAUAUUGGUAUUAUCUGCAUUGAAACCUGAUGGUGAGAAGGGGUCCCUGGGCUGAACCGGCCCGCCAGAGAGGGCCAUGACAGAAAAGGAUGCUGCGGGACCUCUGUUCUAGGAUCCCCCCAACUUCUCAGGUAGAGGGGGCCCCAAGUCCACAGCUCCUCAAAGGGCCCCUCCCCUCCUCUUCCUCAUUCAGACAAAGCCAGCUGUCAGCCACUCACACCAGAGGAGAACUCAGCCAUCUCAAGAAAAGGGAAGCUUGGUGACCAGCUCUGGGCCUGAAUCGUUCGUGUCAAGCUCCCAUCUCUGAUGCAGCCACAGCAUCCAUUUGGGAGCAUACUCGCACAACCAGGGGCUCUAGAAGCCCUCCCUCUUCUAAAGAUCUUUCAAAGAUAUAAAUAACAUGGUUUACUGAUGCCUUUCGGCCUCUUCUCAGAACCAUUUCCUUCCCCAACCCCCCUGGGACAGAGUAAAAGCAACCUCUGUGGGAAGCUGGCCUGGUAGUGGGCAUCUGCCACCCUCUGCCCUAGAGUCCCCAGCCUUUUCUCCUCUAAGACAUGCCUCAGUGUCAGUUAUUCAGCCCGUUCCCCUUCAUCUCUUCAUUUCCACCGUCGCAGUCGGUCUCUCCUUGGUUCUUGGCCCCUGCUCGCUUGGCUCUGCAUCAGUUCAUAAAAUCGUCCCAUGUUUCUCUGGAUCCCUCUCCAUUCCUCACCACAAAUAACACCCCAUUAUACUCGUAUGCCAUAGUUUCUUCAGCCCCUCUGAACUCUCAAGUUCUUAGAUUUGGGGCCAGAAGGGAUCUGACAAGCCAUCCAGUCUAACACCCUCAUUAUAUAGAUGGGGGAAACGGAGGCCCAGAGGGAUUAGGGGGUCACACAGAUAGUGUCAGAGCCAAAAGUCAGACUUGGGACCUCUCAUUUUUAAUCUAGAAUUCUUUUUUUAAAAUGUAUUUUAUUGGGGGGGGGGGCAAUGAUGGUUAAGUGACUUGCCCAGGGUCACACAGCCAGUAAGUAUCAAGUGUCUGAGGCUGGAUUUGAACUCAGGCCCUCCUGAAUCCAGGCCGGUGCUUUAUCCACUGCACCACUAAGAUGCCCCCUAAUCUAGAAUUCUUAAAAGUAAGUUUCAGUUCUGAAGCAAGCAAUAAAAACAAUUGGGGAGAUACAGGCCUGAAUAGAAAACAAACCGAAGGAAUGAAUAAUAGAAGAUGGUCAGUCAGAUAGCAACAGGGAGGGCUUUUGAGGGUCAGGAGAAUUGGGACAAAUUCUGGUCACAUUGUUCCCAGUUCUUUGCUAUCACAAAAAGAGUACCCCAUGAGGAUUUGGGUACCUGCUAGACCUUUGUUUCUGCCCUUGACUUCCCCAGGGUUCGUGCAUAUUUGUAGGGACACUGGCUCAAUGGGAGUGGACAGCAUGGCCUCUUUAAUUGAGUGAUUCUAGAUGGAAAUCCGCAAUGGCUGGACCCCUUCGGUGAAUCAAUGGGCCAUCCUUUCCAUGGCCCCACCACCAUGACAUUUCUCCUACCUUUGUUAUUUGGGGCACGUUUUCACGGAUCUUUCACAGCUCGCAAAUAGUCUCUUGGAAACUGUUCCUACCUUUUAACCGCUUGUCUGAGCAGGUUCUUGCAGGAGAGCCACUCUCCAUGUGCAGGUCGUCACAAUUCUGGGGGUGUCUAUUGGGUUUGCCGACCACCUCUGUCUUUUAUUCCCUAUCAGUUGCUGGCACAGAAUAUUGCUGUGUCUGUUGUUGGUAAGCAAGCCUUGAAUGCCUGCUCUUUGUGUCAUUGUGUAAUAGAGGUCGAUACAUUAAAAAGUUCAAGAGAUAGCCAUACACACCCUAAUACACAUCCUUUGAAAUUUCAUUAGGUGUGAUAUAUCUGUUUCAUUCGGUACUGGCUGUGAGUCCCCUUAAUUUUUGAAUCUCGAUGUUGUCACCUUUGAGUGCAAUCUUUUAAAAAGAUGGGGACUAGGGCAGCUAGGUGGCGCAGUGGAUAGAGCACCGGCCCUGGAGUCAGGAGGACCUGAGUUCAAAUCCAACCUCAGACACUUAACACUAGCUGUGUGACCCUGGGCAAGUCACUUAACCCCAAUAGCCUCACUAAAAAAAAAAAAAAGAUGGGGACUCAUCAGUUAGGGCAGCUAAAUAAGCCUGAUACGUGGGUACAGUGGCAUGUCAAUAUGCCAUAAGAGACCACAAAUGCAAAGAAUGCAGAGAGACAUGGGAAGGCUCACCCAACUGAGGCACAGUGAAGUAAGUAGAGGCAGGACAGCGAUGGCAGCAAUGCACUACCCUCCAAACAACCAGUAACGAAUAUUAUCGAAUCACAAAGGACAAGAAGAGACCAUGCCCACUCCCUCAGAGAGGAGGCCCAUAGGUGGAACAGUGCACAUAGGGGAAGAUUUGAGGGGGUGGUAAAUUGAUUACUUUUGCUGAUUUCUCCCCACUUGAGAACUGUGGCCAUGGAACUAUAUUGGAGAAGCUGACAGCACAAAGUUAGACCUGGGCUCUCCCUUGUAAGAAU
Molecule: messenger RNA, 3998 nt
Organism: Dromiciops gliroides (monito del monte)
Lineage: Eukaryota; Metazoa; Chordata; Mammalia; Microbiotheria; Microbiotheriidae
Gene: TSPAN32
Product: tetraspanin 32
Cellular component (GO): membrane
Source: RefSeq, a predicted model, not a curated record